Messenger RNA from Labrus bergylta (ballan wrasse), 440 nucleotides. NCBI's taxonomy places the organism in Eukaryota, Metazoa, Chordata, Actinopteri, Labriformes, Labridae. The record is from RefSeq and is a predicted model, not a curated record.
CCAAGCCGUGCAAGCUGCACUCUGAGACGCCCCCUACUGUGGACACCCCGCAUGUUGGUGUGCGCGUCUACGACUUCUACCCAAAGAUCAAAGUGAGCUGGCACAGAGAGGAAAGGAAGUCACACUAUGUCACUUCCACUGAGCUGGCUGACGGAGACUGGUACUACCAGAUCCACUCACACCUGGAGUACACGCCCAGGUCUGGAGAGAAGAUCUCCUGUGUGGUGGAUCACGUCAGCCUGGAUAAACCUCUGGUUAAUGUCUGGGACCCGUCCAUGCCAGAGUCGGAGAGAAACAAGAUCGCCAUCGGAGCGUCUGGACUGAUCCUGGGUCUGAUCUUAUCUCUGGCUGGAUUCAUCUACUACAAGAGCAAGACCCGAGGAAGGAUUCUGGUGCCCAGUAACUGAUCCGGGUCCUGGUGGUCCAGCAUCAGAUGGAGG